Colletotrichum phormii is the source of this 978-nucleotide messenger RNA. RefSeq lists its product as uncharacterized. Lineage: Eukaryota; Fungi; Ascomycota; Sordariomycetes; Glomerellales; Glomerellaceae. The transcript is spliced from 2 exons. The coding region runs from base 453 to 947 and encodes 164 amino acids. The record is from RefSeq and is a predicted model, not a curated record.
UAGAGAUUCGUCGUCACUUCAGAGUCUUGGGAGAUUGGUCUGGUCCUGUUGCGUGCAGGAAGGUCCAUGUCGGGUUGAUGAGUGGCUAUCUGGCUGCUGUAGGUAGUUCUUUCCGCGUGUCCAUGUAGCUACAUGUCGGAAGGUAUCUGUCUGUAGCCUAUAGGGGCAGGAAGGCAGGAACAAUGACGCAUGAUCGGAAAGUAUGGGUUUCCUGUUCGUGGGUUUCGUUCUUUCUUCCUCUGUCGAAUCGUCGAUGAACGUACUUUACUCACCUAACCCUCGAACCUGCCUCAACUUCCUCAAGAGUCAAAAGAGGGUCCCAAAGUCCAGGCAGCCGCUGACACACCAUCUCGCUUACCCCCGCUCGGUUUCCCAUACUGCCCGCCCUGCUAUCGACACGCAUUCUUAUCACAUUUCUUCCUUGUCCUUACUUUGGCCGGCGAGCUUUCCAUAUGACAUUGCAAGGUGCUGACUGCAUCAAAAGGAUGCGGAAAGAGAUGAGAAACAAAGUACUGUGCCGCAGAAUACGACCCCCAGCCCAAUCUCUCGUCUUUCGAUCCCGUGAGCUCUUUAUCAGCAGGAGAAGCAGACCUUCCCAACAUGCUGAUCCUAGGACUUCUGGCGUUUCUUGCUCGCCUUCCCUUCAUCCAAGGUUGACGGGAUGGAGUGUCGUUGGAAGAAGACGCGGCUACUCGGGGACUUUGCUGCCUUGCCAAGGCUGCCAUCCUCCCCCCUCCCCGCACCGGGGCUUUUGCAUGGGUUGGAUCUGGCAGCCGACGACAAAUCGGCCGCUCUUGGAUCUAACUCGCCGUCGUCAUUGCCAUUCUUUCUUUUCGUUUCAUCUUCUCUCUCAGUCAGACAUGAACUUGAGGUGUUUUCCGACCCGACUCAUGAUGAUGCACCUGCGACCGUUCGGCAUGUGGGCUGGAAGCGGGCCGUGGCUGUGAGAGACUGGACUUUUUUGGUGUUGUGUGUCAC